Molecule: messenger RNA, 1066 nt
Organism: Aspergillus versicolor CBS 583.65
Lineage: Eukaryota; Fungi; Ascomycota; Eurotiomycetes; Eurotiales; Aspergillaceae
Exons: 1
Coding region: 141-1028 (295 amino acids)
Source: RefSeq, a predicted model, not a curated record
AAAGGAAUGCCGGUGUUUCACCCAAGAAAACAAAGAGCAGGUAGCUGAAACUCACAAAAGCUAUUGACUCGCACAUCGUUACACCUACAAAGCAUAUAAAGCAUGAAAGCGUUCUCAUAGUGAAGAUAUAAACCGCAGGCAUGUCUUCCCCUGGCCACCGUCCACCCUUAUCGAGAAUACAGCGGCACAGAGGUCACAUCUCUAUAUCCACCGGAUCUCAGUGCCAAUUCUUGUUGCUCAAAGGACGGCUCAGGAUGUCUUCUAUAAACAAAGCUUCCCCAAGCCAGCAGUCUCCCUCGCAGCCCCAAGACCCCAUCGCACUGUUCCACAGCGCCGCCAGAAAACUGCCAUUAGUUGUCAAGAGCGGCUUGAACCGCGAUGUCCAGGGUAAGGGUACUAACGUCGACAGAGCCAGCCAGCCAAGCGACCUUAGACGAUCCAACGCGAUAGGUCGCGGAAACUCACUAGAAAAGGCACACCACCUCGACGUCGCCGUAGGGUCAGUGUCAAGAUCCUCCUCUUCAGCAAGCACCGCCUGCAACAGCAAGCUGAGAAGCCGCGCCAGCGACAAGGACCUCCCGCAUGUUCUGCGCUGCCUGGUGGACAAGGGAUACACCCGAACCAUGAUCGGGAGGUACCUUGUUGAGCUGCUCCUCGGGGCCGACUCGUUCUACUCCGGUCUUAUUGCGAGACUGGUUGGGGCGAACAGGACGUACUCCGAGAUAUGUGUCCAGGUGUUCAGACGACUCGAUCUGAACAACAAGGAUGGAUGGCCCUUGGAGUGCGAGGUCGAGAUGGGGAAUGGCAAUUUGAGGCCUGAUCCUUCGAGACCGGCUAAGUGCUUGUAUUCGGAUGAUUCUGAGCCGGCGAUGGGUUCUCCGGGUCAAAAUUCUACGCGGGACAAUCUGUCGAUGUUGAGUGAUGUGAGUGACGAUGACUUUGAGUAUGUGGAUGUGGAGAUGGGGGUGGCACGCACGGUGGAUAUUUCGCGGCAUACGGUGCAUCUCGUUGAUUCCCUUCGGCGGUGACGACUGAUUGUUGAUAUAGAUAUUUUUUGACCCUUUCC